Polypterus senegalus (gray bichir) is the source of this 1790-nucleotide messenger RNA. RefSeq names its product ubiquitin-conjugating enzyme E2G 2 (UBC7 homolog, yeast) (gene ube2g2). The coding region runs from base 102 to 599 and encodes 165 amino acids. Lineage: Eukaryota; Metazoa; Chordata; Cladistia; Polypteriformes; Polypteridae. The transcript is spliced from 6 exons. The record is from RefSeq and is a predicted model, not a curated record. Gene Ontology annotation, cellular component: cytosol; endoplasmic reticulum.
GACCCGGAUGUAUAUUUUUAUUUCCUUUAUGCGCCACCCAUGUAUGGGCUCGUGUGUAGAAUCUUACUGUUUUUUGAGCUUUUUAAAAUAGGAUCUCAAUAAUGGCUGGAACGGCGUUGAAGAGACUGAUGGCCGAAUAUAAGCAACUGACUCUAAAUCCACCAGAGGGAAUUGUUGCAGGUCCCAUUAAUGAGGAAAAUUUUUUUGAAUGGGAAGCCUUGAUUAUGGGUCCAGAAGAUACAUGUUUUGAAGGAGGGGUUUUUCCAGCAAUCUUGAGUUUUCCAUCAGACUAUCCCCUAAGCCCUCCAAAAAUGAGAUUUACUUGUGAAAUGUUCCACCCAAACAUCUAUCCAGAUGGCAGAGUAUGUAUCUCUAUUCUUCAUGCUCCAGGAGAUGAUCCAAUGGGUUAUGAAAGCAGUGCAGAGAGAUGGAGUCCUGUUCAAAGUGUCGAGAAGAUACUUCUUUCUGUAGUCAGCAUGCUAGCAGAACCAAAUGAUGAGAGUGGAGCGAAUGUAGAUGCCUCAAAGAUGUGGCGUGAGGACAGAGAUCAGUUUUUCAAAAUUGCUCAACAAAUUGUACGAAAAUCCCUUGGACUUUAACUGUGACUUUACAAUCUCUGAAUAAUGGACUUCAGGAAGGAUACACAAGAUACACAGUUUUAAAUGCAUGGUUGAAAAACAGAUUAUCAUUAUUUUCUUUAAUCAGUAUUUUUUAUUAAUAUUGUAUUUUUGGCUGGAUGGCUGCUAUGGAUGCUGUAAGCGUUAAGUUUUGUAGAAUAUUAUUUCCUUCAUAGAUUAUGAUUUUCUUUUUCGAAACUACACAGUUGAUGUGUAAUUGAUACAAAUAUUUAUUUAUUAUAGCCUUCAUUAUAACAUGCAAUAAGGGAAAGACGAUAAACUGUUAUUCUGGUCAGACUUUAAAUUCAUCAUUUACAAUAUUGUUGCAUUUAAGAUUCUCAAAAAAAAAGUCAAUUUUUGUGCAUAUCUUAAACGCAUGAAUAUUUAAGCCUUAGCAAUAUAUUUUAUUGGUUUUAUUUUUAUUGCGAUUCCAGACCUUUCUAUGUCCUAAAUAUGCCUUUGGGAUAAAAAAAGGUUUUUCCUUUGAGGUAAUAUUAUGUGAAAACUAUUUUUGAAAAAUUUCUGAUUUGGCUCGAAUUUUGCGCACUGUAUUUACUAAGUAAAAUUAUUUUGGUGGGGGAGGAAUUCUUAAUGUUAGAAGUGGGUCAUAUAAUAAAAUUUAUCCUUAUUUCAAAUCAAUGCUGUAUUUCAAAUUUUCCCUACUUAAAAUAUACUUUUACAGUUUUUUACUUUUUGAAUGAUACUUUACAUUUUUGUCACAGCAAGGGCACUAUUAUUUUUUCAGACUGUAAUAUAUUGUAUUCUUAAAUUCAGAAUAUCUUUUGUAAGCUGACAGCUGCAACCUUGUAAAAGAAACCUAUUACUGAUCAGACAAUAAGAAAGACCAAUUAUCCAAACUAAAUCGAUAUUUGAAAAACAAACAGUAUUUUGAAGUGUAUCUGGAAAGUCUGAUUAUGGCUAAGCUGCAGCCAUCCCAAUAAGCAUGUCAAAAUAUUCAUAUUCUAUUGGUACACGCUAAAUGUACAUCAGAAUAAGUGUAUGUAUAAGUAAGUAGCUGGUCAUUAGUCCGGAAUAUUAUUUUUUUAAUUAUAAUGUAUUUUAUUGUAUUUGAUAUUGUGGAAUGUAUUGCCAUUGGAGUUUAUAAUAUGAAUUGAAAAUCAUGCUUUAAAGGUAUUACAUAGAUUCAUAAACUGAUUUUGUGUAGCUACUUCA